Messenger RNA from Phytophthora sojae, 1692 nucleotides. RefSeq lists its product as hypothetical. Lineage: Eukaryota; Oomycota; Peronosporomycetes; Peronosporales; Peronosporaceae. The transcript is spliced from 7 exons. Bases 1 to 1692 code for a protein of 563 amino acids. The record is from RefSeq and is a predicted model, not a curated record.
AUGGACACGAGUUCGUACGACAACGGCGAGUUCUGGCUAAUUACCGAUGCUAAUCCACACAUGACGCUCGCUGGUGCCGUCGGCUUGGUGGUUGUGGACGUUUGUUACUUGAUCGUGACGUUACGGAUGCUCUUCUGGCGCGACAAGUUGUUCGGAUCGGCAUUUAGCAGCCAUCCAACUGCAUUCACUACGUCAAGACGUGGAUUAGUGUCGUGGCUGAGCUCCGUCGUUCCGAGGUAUGAACGUUUUCGCAGUCUUUACGAAGAUCUUACAGCCUACGAAGGGAAAAAUCGCAAGAAAUGGAAUGCAUUCUCGAAGCUAAUUGACAUCUCUAUGGAGACAGCAAUGCUUCGUCAGCUACUGCAGAGCGGGAGCCCCAUGAGCCUCACGUAUGGAUUUGCGGGCUUUCUUGCGGUCAACGCACUGUCCUGCGCCGUUAAUGUACUAACCGGCCGCUUUUCAGUUUUAACUGAGGUUUUUAUCGACUCCAUCUUCGAUUUGUCAGUCGCCGUUCUGUUCCCGAUCGUGGUGCUGGUCUACUGCUACUACAAUUUUGACUUUGGUCGGGAAGUUUAUCUUACCUACCUGGAAAUGCUCCCUCCUGGAAGCUUCGAGCACCUCGCUCGGUCUUUUGCAAGUCCGUCCAAAAUUGCGCUAUUCCGAGUAAACUUCGACUGCCUUCGCAUCAGUUCGCUCUUGGAUUUUGUACUGCGAAUUAGCAUGAAUCUGGCAUUUUGCUAUCGGUUCGAGCGAGUUUUGGAGGCUCUUGCAAUGUCAGAUUCGGAGACGCUCUACUCCGUCCAUCCACAAUGUGUCGUAUUUGCCCACCAGUGGAUGCCCAGCGACGAGAAUUGUCCGUGCCUCAUUGCUAUCGAUAUCGACAUCGCACCAAAGACUUUCGACGAGUGGAUGAGCCCCAUUGACGCCUAUGGAAAAGUGAAAACUCUGGCUGCAGCUGGUAUGCUGACUUCGCUUCAGGUGAUCAAUCGACAGCUGCUCGAGUUGCCAGAAGAGGUUCGCAAGUGUAGUAAUCUGCGAGUCAUCUACUUGAUGUACACAAGUAUAGAGCAUAUUCCCUCGUGGGCCAUAGAGCUACAUCACCUGGAAACACUUCAUAUCGAAGGAAAAUACGGCAAUUCAAACCUGUUUGGUUUCCAACACGUACCAAAGCUGGGCAGACUCAUCCUCUCCCUCAUGCCCAACAUGGAGCAACUACCUGACAUGUCGCCCCUGCAAAAUCUCUUAGAGUUUGUGCUCCUCCGGCCGAACCACAUUUGCUGCAAUGGCUUUAUGGCGCCCUGUAACCUGAGCCACGUCUCGUGUCAGAGCUAUCCGUUGGUCAACAUCCCAGCAGCAACUUGUCUGAUGAAUAUCGACCCAUUUCUAGGAAGUAUCGGCACCAAAAGUGAGUUUGAGAAGUUUGCUCCGGCCAUUUGCCAGCCGUCACCGCUUGAUUCGCCAGAAUAUCUCAGUUUCCCUACCAAGGCUACGAUUGAAAUGUGCGGGGGUAAACCGUAUCGCCAGUGUCUCCUUCCCGGAAACAGAACUGGGCUUUGUUACAACACGAGGUUUCAAGUUCUUUCGUGUCUUGCUGACGACAACUACAUCGCCCUUCGGCGGCUUCAGAUCGAAAAGGGGGUCGGCCCAAAAUGUGACUCUGCUGAGGAGAAAUGGCUUGGCUGUGUGGGUUAG